Molecule: messenger RNA, 1496 nt
Organism: Patiria miniata (bat star)
Lineage: Eukaryota; Metazoa; Echinodermata; Asteroidea; Valvatida; Asterinidae
Product: otolin-1-like
Exons: 2
Coding region: 467-1447 (326 amino acids)
Molecular function (GO): protein binding
Source: RefSeq, a predicted model, not a curated record
GGAAGUUCAUUUAAACACACAGUGUACAUUACUACCAUUGUGUGGUUGGUAACAGUGAGUGUUUAGAGUGGUUUAAAGCACGCUCUUAUAAAUCAAUCACCAAGUGAAAGUGUUGGCCUUGGGUGUCAAACCACUAAACCAUGACACACUUGCCUGCCAAGUUCAUUCACCAGUGACAUGAAUGUUAGGCUCUGAACAGGAGGGCAUGUUCCUGCCUGAAUCAUACACCGCAUGUGGUGAAAAUAAAUUAUAGCAAGGAGCACGAGGAAGUCUUAUAACGGCCUGGGCCCAAUUUGAACAUUCUUGUGACCAUGGGUCCCUACAGAAAAACAGCUUUGUCCAACAAUUAGAAUGUAACGUCAUGCCACUAUUACAUGGGACAAGUUGUGGCAAAUCGCUGAAGUCUAAGAUUUGGAAGCUGCGCUGAGAGACUGAGACUGAGGGAUCAAGAUAUCGAUGAUCUACCAUGGAGGGAAACAAUAAUCUCUUUAUCAUUUCACUGCUCCUGCUUCUUCUGCUCUCAGACAGACCAACAGAGACAGAGUCCGCAUCAAGAGAUCAAAACUCCUCCGACAUCUGUUGCCCCGGUGAAGCAGGGAUGCCUGGCGUGGACGGUUUCCCUGGUUACCCAGGACGGAGGGGGAUGCCAGGCAGACAGGGAGAGAAGGGACAGCGUAGGGAUGGAGAGAGAGGUGCAAAAGGGGAGCCAGGACCGGCAGGGAUUAAGGGAGAUCCAGGAGAGAUGGGGCCUCGGGGCCAGGCAGGGUUGCUUGGACCAAGAGGUCCAUUAGGGAGAACAGGGCCAGGUGGCGAUCCGGGUUAUAAAGGAGAGAAAGGAUUCAAGGGAGAUCCUGGAGAAGUCGGAGAAAUUGGUCUGAAAGGGCUCCGUGGGUCUAAAGGGAUUAUUGGCAUGGAGGGAGUGAAAGGGGAGAACGGGACCAGGCGGAAGGGUAGAAAGGGUCUGUCUGGAGAUAGGGGGGAACCUGGCCCUGUGGGCCCCAAAGGCAGGAUUGGACCAACUGGAAUAGGGCCUAAGGGGCCUCAGGGAGAACAGGGUAAAAAGGGCUACACUGGUGAUCGGGGAACGCCUGGUCCUGGCUUACCGAAAGCCGAGUUCAUGGUUAGGAACAUCAUAUCUCACAGCGCAGGAACCUUCCGAAUCGACUACAACACCGUGACCAACAUAGGCGGGUACUUUGACUACGAGGUGUCUCGGUACACCAUUGGGGAGUCAGGGACCUAUGUGCUGCAGAUCGCCACUAAUUAUAUCGGUGGACGGUUUCAGAUGAUGCAUAACUACAGCCCACUGAUCACAGGGUCAGGCUUCCUACUGGCUAUCAAGGACUGUCGAGCCGGAGAUCAAAUAUGGUUGAGAAUUGAAAUAUCAAAGGUUUACUUUGAGAAUAUGGACUUUUGGCUCUCGGGUUACAUGCUUUACAAUCUUUAGUCAGAAAUCUAAAGAAAAAAAAUACUUACUACUUUAUAAAAUACUUACU